GACAACUCAACCCGGGUAUAAGUCCACACGUACAUUUCACCGCAGACGAGUCCAAAUCAUAAGAGACCAUCGCUACGGUUCAGCAGUAGAAAUGGUCAUCUUCUUAACUAUACUGCUGGUUUGCGCGAGGACCGCCGAACUUGGUCACGUCCCGUCUGGUUUUGCGACCCCGGUGGACGACGGGACCGCUUUGCAGACGCCGUCUGUGCGCCGCGCCGGCGCGCCGCAGCGGGGAGAACCUGCUUUCUGGGGCACUUCGGAUGGGACCGCGAGGGUGAGAAAUGCCGAAAACAUCACGCAGAAAUCAGACACCAAACCGAGAAUCACCAGGGGAGCAGAGGAUGGAAGCUCCAAGAUCCGGGACAAACAUUCCCCCCACAACUACCGGCACCCCAGACCUUACGGCCCGGACAGUUACUUCACCACACCCAAGAGCGCACGGCAGACAGACAACGGACUGACGUACUCAGACACCAUGCAGCACUCUUUGGACAAACAGGGGACAGGGUCUUUCCAGAACCCCCUGUACCCGCUCACCGACAGCUCCUACGGGGCUUACGCUAUAAUGCUGCUGGCACUCAUCCUCUUUGCGAUGGGCAUCGUGGGGAAUCUCGCGCUCAUGUGCAUAGUGUGGCAUAACUAUUAUUUAAAGACCGCAUGGAACAGCAUCCUCGCCAGCCUGGCCUUCUCGGAUUUCCUGGUGCUGUUUUUCUGCCUGCCCGUGGUCAUCUUUAACGAGCUCACCACCAAACGGCUGUUGGGUAAUAUCACCUGCAUGAUAGUGCCCUAUAUGGAGGUGACCUCGUUGGGCGUGGCCACCUUCAGCCUGUGCGCUCUGAGCAUUGACCGCUUCCACAUUGCUGUUAGCCGCGGGCCGCUCCAGAUACCUCAGGUGGAGCCUUGCCAGUCCAUCUUUUCCAAGCUCUCGGUCAUCUGGGUAGGCUCCAUGGUCUUGGCCGCCCCUGAACUUCUCCUCUGGAAGCACACGCAGGUUGCUGUCAGCAGCUUGACGGUAACUCAAAACAGCAGCCUGCCAGCAGAACAAAUAGGCACGCAGGAAAUCCAACCAGGAAACACACCCAGGACCAGCAUAAGCGCUCAGACGGGUUCCUUGUUGGUGGAUAUGUGUGUGCGGCAACCCUCUAUGGAUCUUCACGAGAUGGUAUAUUCCCUGAUGCUUACCUACCACGAGGCCCGCACGUGGUGGUAUUUUGGCUGCUACUUUUGUCUGCCACUGCUUUUCACAUUGGCCUGCAACUUAAUGACCAGGCAUGUUGUGGCGCCACAUUCCCCACAGAAACAAAAUGGUGGCAAGGCAACGGGUGGACACACAUCCUCGUCCACCUCAAUGAAGAGGCAGCACGCGAAGCGGGAGCACAGGCUGAGUUCAACUGUUAUGGCACUGGCAAUUAUUUACGCCAUGUGCAAUCUGCCAGAGAACGCCUGUAACAUCACCACGGCAUAUGUUUCUGUCUCCAUGGCGACCAGCGCUCUCCUGGUUCUGAUUGGUCAGUUUCUACUGUUCAUUCGCUGCGCGGUGACGCCAGUGUUGCUGCUCUGCCAGUGCCGUUCUCUGGGCCAGGCCUUUAUCGACUGCUGCUGCUGCUGCUGCGAGGAGUGUCUGCCGGACGGCGCCUCCUCCUCGUCCUCCUUCGUCUCCACCACGACCACCGCCGCCUCCACCUCCCCAUCCUCUCUCUCCUGUCCCACGUCCCACUCACCGUCCUCCGCCUCCCCGUCUUCCUCCAAGGAGGAGAAGGUGAAGAUUGUCUCCGGGACAAUGUCAGCAGCUCUCUGUGACAGGCCCAAAGUCAGUUCCUCGAUGGCGGCCAUUGGUACGCCAUGUUGAGGCGCUUAUCUGCCUCCUUUUCCUUCUUCAGCCACGUGCCACCAUGGCAACAAAGGCAGUGACCUUUUUACAAAUCUCAGUCUGUAAGAGACAAAAACGAACUGACUUCUGAAAUUCUGGAAGAAGCAAAACAAACAAACAAACAAACAAAACAAACCUAGAGACAACUUGUGAAGUUUUCUGGCUACAGACUGAAAAACUGUUAUUUGUGAUUUUUUUCCCCCUC
Molecule: messenger RNA, 2075 nt
Organism: Lampris incognitus (smalleye Pacific opah)
Lineage: Eukaryota; Metazoa; Chordata; Actinopteri; Lampriformes; Lampridae
Gene: gpr37l1a
Product: G protein-coupled receptor 37 like 1a
Exons: 2
Coding region: 92-1849 (585 amino acids)
Biological process (GO): positive regulation of MAPK cascade; adenylate cyclase-inhibiting G protein-coupled receptor signaling pathway
Cellular component (GO): signaling receptor complex; plasma membrane
Molecular function (GO): G protein-coupled peptide receptor activity
Source: RefSeq, a predicted model, not a curated record